UUGAUGCUCGUUAUGACUAUGAGAUCUCUUCUCCAAUCUGGCCCAUCAGAAACUUAUGUAACUUUGUACAUUCACGACGCGUGAGUCAUAGUACAGCAUCUUGAUCACAAACCAGCGCUCGUGUCUUUAUCAUCACUUCGAAUCUGCCGGUAUACGUAUCAGCUGGCUCCAACUUAUUCAAAUAGCUGACGCGUUUACCUGGCAUCACAGUGAUCACACAAUGAUGCUGACGAGGUGCCUAUGUGAAAAAACAUGUAUAAAACGCCCCCAGCCUUCAGACAAACUAUGGUUUAACAACACCAGCCUCACUUAACUCUACAUCAUGUCUGCUGGGAUCUGGGCACCUGUGCCAAAGCCAUCAUCCAGGUUGGCGCGAUAUCGUGUAUUAUCCCCUCAUGCCGGCGUCCAUGUUUCGCCCUUACAGCUCGGUGCCAUGAGCAUCGGUGACAAGUGGGAGAAAUUUGGGAUGGGCAGUAUGGACAAGACAUCCUCAUACAAGCUCCUCGACGCGUUCUACGAUGCCGGGGGAAAUUUCAUCGACACUGCUAACAACUACCAAGAUCAAAGCUCCGAAGAGAUCAUUGGAGAGUGGGCAGAGGAACGGGGAAUCCGUGACCAGCUCGUGAUCGCUACAAAGUACACGACUAAUUACCAGCGCGGCAACGAUGUCAUUAAGCAGAAGGCACAUUAUACCGGUAACAACAUCAAGUCAAUGCACCUCAGCGUCGAGGCCAGUUUGAAGAAGCUGAGGACUUCGUACAUCGACAUUCUAUACGUGCACUGGUGGGACUGGGACACCUCCGUCGAAGAGGUCAUGAACGGUCUGCACGUGCUGGUGCAACAAGGGAAAGUGUUGUAUCUCGGUAUCUCAGACUCUCCUGCUUGGGUCGUGUCCAAAGCGAAUCAGUAUGCUCGGGAUCAUGGAAAAUCACCGUUUGUGAUUUACCAAGGUGCUUGGAACGUCAUGCUCCGGGACUUUGAACGGGAUAUCAUACCAAUGGCCCGCUCCGAAGGUCUUGCGCUUGCCCCUUGGAAUGUCCUUGCCGGGGGAAAACUUCGAACCGACGAGGAAGAGGAACGUCGCCGACAGACGGGAGAAAAAGGUCGCAUGCUCACAACUUCCAACUGGGAACGCAACGAGACAGAGAGGACGAUGAGCGCAGCGCUGGAGAAGGUCGCGAAAGAAGUCGGUGCGAAGCACAUCACAGCUGUGGCCAUUGCAUAUCUUAUGCAAAAGACGCCCUAUGUGUUCCCGAUUAUUGGUGGGCGAAAGGUGGAACAGUUGGAGGCCAACUUGGAGUCCCUGGCAAUUUUGCUGACACCCGAGCACAUGAAGUAUUUGGAGAGUAUCAUUCCUUUCGAACCCGGCUUCCCCUCCACAAUCAUUGGUGACGGCAAGCAAUACAAUUUUAUAAUGCAAUCUACUGCAUAUUUCAAAAAGCAACCGCAGGAGAAGGCCAUAGUUCCAAAUGUUGAUUAGUAUGGCACUGCUUAUAAUU
Molecule: messenger RNA, 1499 nt
Organism: Suillus bovinus
Lineage: Eukaryota; Fungi; Basidiomycota; Agaricomycetes; Boletales; Suillaceae
Product: NADP-dependent oxidoreductase domain-containing protein
Exons: 6
Coding region: 323-1480 (385 amino acids)
Source: RefSeq, a predicted model, not a curated record